AUGAAUAAAAGUAACACUACUGGUUCAUCAUCUGCACAGAAUUUCAAACCAUCAUCAUCUAUUCGGCAUAGUACACCAAUAUUAUCUCGAAGAAGUUCAACAAGAACCAAUUCGAGAACGGUGACUAGUUCGGCAGGUGGAUCAGUAAGUCAAGGAUGUGUUUCAAAAACACAUAAUUCUCGUAGAGCUAAUCGAACAUCAAAAUUAAAACAAUCAACAGGAAAAGUAAAAGAUGUUGCUUGCCAUUCUAAUAAUGAUACUGCUGAUGAGAUGGAAAGUGAUGGUGCUAUUUAUAAUGUGGUUCAGCAACAUGAUAAUAAUGAACAACAUAAUUUAUUGAAUUUAUCUAAUGCAAGUGCUGAUACAGUUAUUGAUCUUACUUCGAAUAAAAACAAAAAUAUUGAAAAAAAACCUGUUGAAUAUUUUACAUUUAUAAAUGAAACUGGUAAAUAUAAAUGUUCGAUUUGUUCACAGGAAUAUAAAGCUAUGCAAUAUUCGGAUACAAAUCUACGAAGCCAUCUAGGUUUUAAACAUGCAAUGCAUCAAUAUUUAUUUCCAUCUCAGUUGCAACAAAGAAAUAGUAAAAAAUUUACAUCAACAAUUGCAUUGUUAGAUAAGCAACGAUUUGAUACAGCAGCAAUUCAAUGCAUCGUCGAUGAUGGUCAUGCUUUUGGAAUUUUCAGACGGCCUGGCAUGCAAAAAUUUUUAGAAAUAAUUAUUCCAGGUUAUCAUGGGCCGUCUAGAAAGACGGUCCGCAAACAUUUGGACAAGUUAUAUCAACAGCAUCGUACUUCAUUACGAGAAUCAAUGAAAAAAAUUCCAUUUAUUGCAUUAACUAUAGAUUUAUGGUUGAAUUUACGUCGUACACAUUUUUUAACCAUAACAGCUCAUUAUUUUGAUGCACUUAUGGAACAUUCAUCAAAAGUCAUCUGCUUCCGUCGUUUUCGUGGUCGUCAUUUGGCUUACCGUUUGAAUUCAUUUGUUAUUAAAGAAAUCGAAAAAUUAAAUAUUCAAUCAAAAAUCGUAGCUGUUACGACCGACAGUGGUAGUGAUAUUAAAGCUGCAAUGUCAACAAAACAAUUUGGAACGUGGUAUUCAUGUGAUGCACAUAAUAUUAAUUUAAUGGUGUCGUCAAGUUUAUGCUUAUGGAAAAUUCCAAAACAAAAAAAGUCAAAAAAAUCACCUUCACCGCCAACAACAACUUCUUCUAACCAUGAUUCUGAUGAAGAAUUGAACGAGAUGAGAGUAAUUGAUAACGACGAGGUACCUGAUGAAUUUAUUGAAGAUGAUGACAACAAUUCGGAAGAUGAUGAUCCAAUAGUAAAAAAAUCUGAUGAAAAUGAAACUGAUACUUCUUCAAAUAGCAACACCAGCAGCGAAGAAGAAGAAGAAUAUUUAGCAUCAUCACAACAAGAAAGACAACUAGAAGAACCACAACAAGAAUUGGAAAAAUUAUUAUCAAAUUCUGAAGAAUUAAAGAUUAAAAUUAAUCUUUUACUUAAAAAAUUACGAAAAUUAAUAUCGAUGAUACACAAAUCCAGUAUUUUGACUUCAUUUAUUCGUAGUGAAAUUCAACGAAAAAAAAUUGAUUUAGAUACAAUCAAUAAUUCAAAUGGUCAAGACAACGUCAAAAUAAAUGAACUCGUCAAAGAUUUUUAUGUUCGUUGGAACUCAACUUAUCUUAUGCUCAUACGUGUAAUAUCAAUUCAGCAAAUUAUCAAUGAUAUAACAUAUACACCACAAGCACAUAUUGGUUUAAAAUUCAAACAAAUUAAAAAAUUGAAGUCAUUGACAAACAGUCAUCUAGACUGGGAAUUAUUACAAGGUUUAGCUAAUGUUCUAGCUCCAUUUUCUUUGGCUACUUUGUGCUUAUCAGGCAGCAAAUAUGUAACAUUAUCAUUAUCUUAUUGGGUUCAAAAAAAUCUUCAUACAUUUUUAUCAACAGCAACAACUAAUCCAUUAGAAAAUGUAUUGAAACGUUUAUUAUUAAACAAGUUCAUAUUAUAUUUUGAAUCAAAAGCAACACCAGAACAAAGAAAUGGUAAAUUGAUUGCAGCGUAUUUAGAUCCAAAUACACUUGUUGAUUUAUCUGAUGAAGAAAUCAGUGAAGCUGAAUCAUUAAUUAUUAAUGAAAAUAAAGCACUUCGUGGUGAGCCACAACAGCGAAUUACAACUACAACACAGUCACAACUUCAACAACAACAACUUACAUCAUCAUCUUCUCUUCCAAAUACGAAACGUUCAUUUUCAAUUAUGACACAGUUUAAAAAUGCCUGCAAUAUUACAUCGGUAACAGAUACACUUACAACAAAACCAACACGAACAGUAAAACCAUUAUCUCUUAAAGAAGAGUUUAGUAUGUACAUGUCAAUAUAUAAACAGUCAACAGAUUUUGAAACAUUUUGGAAUCGAAAACAACAUAUGUUACCAAUUUUAACAUCAUUUGUAAGACGUUAUAGUAUUAUUCCAGCGACUUCAGUC
This is a messenger RNA of Rotaria sordida, 2481 nucleotides long. The record is from the annotation of a GenBank genome assembly. NCBI's taxonomy places the organism in Eukaryota, Metazoa, Rotifera, Eurotatoria, Philodinida, Philodinidae.